AUGACUCUGGCCGCUUCUACUGCAGCAGAGAUACCCUCAUUUGGUUCUAGAGACGUUGCUGUUGUAACAGGGCAGGAGGAUGAGAUACUUGUUAUCAGAGAAACGCCGCCGCCUCCAGAGGAACUAGUUGCUGGGGCAACGCCUCUACCGUUAGAGGAUGACUUGCCUGCGCCCUGGGAGGAGAAUCCGUUUAUUCUGCCUGCAUCAACAGCUCCUGCCCUGCUGCAGACGAAUGCACGGCCAAAACGGGCUAGAGGACCUACUUUGGACUACAAGGCUAUACAUGAGGGCAAGCAGAAUCAGCCAAAACGAGGCAAAUAG
Endocarpon pusillum Z07020 is the source of this 321-nucleotide messenger RNA. RefSeq lists its product as uncharacterized. Lineage: Eukaryota; Fungi; Ascomycota; Eurotiomycetes; Verrucariales; Verrucariaceae. The coding region runs from base 1 to 321 and encodes 106 amino acids. The transcript has a single exon. The record is from RefSeq and is a predicted model, not a curated record.